Molecule: messenger RNA, 2994 nt
Organism: Telopea speciosissima
Lineage: Eukaryota; Viridiplantae; Streptophyta; Magnoliopsida; Proteales; Proteaceae
Product: protein ROLLING AND ERECT LEAF 2
Exons: 5
Coding region: 315-2621 (768 amino acids)
Source: RefSeq, a predicted model, not a curated record
AACUGUUUAAUUUGGUGGAAAAUUUCAGUCUGUCCUGUUUAAUUUGGCUGAUGGAAUUGGAACCUCGAAUUUUCUGUUGGUGGUAUAUGGUUUAUCAUGGAAGUUUCAUCUUGGAAGUAAGAUAAAGGUACCGACCGUCUGUUGUUGCUGUUUUCCAAGUCAAAUAUAAGUGGGGCUUUACCCGUUGUGGAUGAUUUUUAGUUUUGGAGAAAAUUGGGUUUGAGGUUUGGAUAGGGAACUCUUGUUUCUUUUUGAAUCUGUUGAGACUUUUUUUUGUUUCUGGGAAGUGACCUAGUCCUAGUCUUAUCUUGGAGAUGGGAGCCUCAAACUCUAAAAUAGAUGAAGAUAAGGCAUUGCAACUAUGUCGUGAAAGGAAGAAGUUUGUUAGACAAGCACUUGAUGGAAGAUGUUUGCUAGCAGCUGCUCAUGUUGCAUAUAUUCAAUCGCUGAAAAAUACAGGGACUGCGCUGCGAAAGUUUGUUGAACCUGAAGCCUCAAUAGAGUCUUCCUUGUAUACUUCCACCAGUGCAACACCCGAGCCACUUGCAUUAACAGAGAAGUCCCUUUCCCAGUUCUCAUACUCUUCACCAUCUCUGUCACAGCGUGUAGAUGCAGCAGAAACCCUUUCCCCAACUCCUUCUCCUCCCCAUUCCGGCCGAUUUCGUGUAAACCAUAUGAAAGCAGGUGGUGGUUCUUCAAGAACAAUUGAAGAGAGACCAUUUCCAGUAACUAGGACACUAAAUUCGUCCUCAAGUACGCUGCAAAAUCUCACACCUCGAUCUGCUGAAAGGUCUGAAACAUCACCAUUUCAAUAUUCUCCUCUUCCACCUGAGGGACCUUGGGAUUAUUUUGGCCUUUCCCAUCCAAUAGACAAUCAGUUCUCUUUUCAAGAUGGCAGGGGUUUGAACCAUGAUGGUAUAACACGCCCUAGGGAGGAGGAGGAGGAGGAGGAGGAGGGAAUGCCUGAACUCGAAGAGGAAGAACAGAAAUCUUCUUUUAGUGGAAGUAUUGAAUCUGAGGAGUCUGAAGAUGAAUUUGAUGAACCUUCUACAGAAAAUCUUGUUCGAAGCUUUGAAAACCGCAAUAGGGUAUUGGAUUCUCAUUCAACUAGUACCUCUCCUACUAUUCCAUCUGCCAGGAGUAUAGCUGCAGAAGCUAAACUCUUGAAUGGGGAUAAAACAAAGUCCCCUGAUUUGACACCAUUAAGGACCACAGCUUCUGUGGUUCCACUUCCCAUUGAUGACAAAAAAAUAACAGAGAAAGAAGCUGGAAAUGAAAACAAGCAUGCACCUAAGGACUUCCUUUCAAGCAUAAAAGAAGUUGAAUUUCUCUUCCUCAAGGCUUCAGAAUCUGGAAAAGAAGUUCCCCGGAUGCUGGAAGCAAAUAAAUUGCAUUUUCGUCCUAUAUUCCCUGGGAAAGAAGGGCAGUCAAGGACAUCUAUUUUUCUGAAGGCCUGUUUUUCUUGUGGUGAAGAUCCAACCCAAGUUCCUGAAGGGCCAGCUGCAACAACAGUAAAGUACUUAACAUGGCAUAGGACGACAUCAUCCCGUUCCUCGUCAUCCAGGAAUCUUCUUGGAUCAGCUUCAAAAGAAAAUAUCGACAACGUAAACAGUAAUCUGUUCAGUAAUUCUUGCAUGAAUUCAGGCAGUCAUGCCUCCACCUUAGAUAGGUUAUAUGCAUGGGAGAGGAAGCUUUAUGAUGAAGUCAAGGCUAGUGGGAUGAUCAGAAGUGAGUAUGACAACAAGUGUAAACUUCUAAGACAACUGGAGUCAAAUGGAGAAAAAACUAUCAGGAUCGAUAGAACUCGUGCGGUUGUCAAGGAUCUGCACUCAAGAAUUAGAGUUGCAAUUCACAGAAUUGACUCGAUAUCAAAGAGAAUUGAGGAAUUAAGGGACAAAGAGCUUCAACCGCAACUUGAGGAAUUGAUUGAAGGGUUAAGUCGAAUGUGGGAAAUGAUGUCUGAAUGCCACAAGCUUCAGUUUAACAUCAUCAGUAUAGCAAGUAACAAUGGGAGUACCAAAUUGUCCUUGCAGUCAGAAUCACAUCAACAUGCUACCUCUCAUCUGGAAUAUGAAUUGAGCUAUCUAUCUUCAAGCUUCACAAAGUGGAUCAAUGCACAGAAAUCGUAUAUGCGGGCUAUAGAUGGAUGGCUCCACAAAUGUGUAUUUAUUCAACGGAAAACUUCGAGGAGAAAAAGGAAUCUACCUGAUCCACCCUUGAGGGAACUAGGCCCUCCCAUAUUUGUAACCUGUGGUCUAUGGUUGGAUAAACUAGAGGCCCUACCAACAAAAGAAGUAUCAGAUUCUAUAAAAGUGUUAGCAGCAGAGACCACGAGCUUCUUGCCUCGCCAAGAGAAAAACCACGGGAAGAGUUCAAAUCAAUCAUUUUUGUCAGCCUGGAAGACAGUUGGCAAUGACGAAGCAACGAGCAAUGCUUUGGGAGAGGAACCACCGCAAGACUGGGAUUCAGGUAUUGAACGUUUCCAAUCAAGCUUGGUGGGUGUUCUUGAUCGAUUCAAUUGCUUCGCUGAGUCAUCAAUGAAGAUGUUUAUAGAGAUUCAAGUGGCCAUUCGAGAAGCUAAAAAUGGUUAUGAACAAAGCACACGGAGGUCAUAUUCAUGAGAUGGUUGAUUGUUUUGAGACAGAAAAAAGGAAGCAAACAAAUAGAGGAAGGAAGAAGGAAAAGCUGGGGAGCUGAGAAUUCAGUUGAAGCAGUUAUGAUGCUGAUGGGUGAUUUGUCAACCUAUGAAGUGUUUCAGUUGGGAAUUUUUUAUUUGGCUAUCACAUUUGUAAAUUGGAGGAAUAAAUGAUUACUGGAUUGAGGUCCUGAGGAUUCUUAUAUGCUAAUUAUUUGCAAAGUUGAAGAUAACUACAAAAGAAAAAGUAGUGAGUGCAUCUGUAGAUAGGAGACACCCAGAAAUGAUAAGAUGGGGAGGGGGGCUUGGCUUGUAUUUUCACUUGUUGAAUGUUGAUAAUGAAGAGUUAUGGAAAUGAG